Molecule: messenger RNA, 687 nt
Organism: Leptomonas pyrrhocoris
Lineage: Eukaryota; Euglenozoa; Kinetoplastea; Trypanosomatida; Trypanosomatidae
Product: ecotin putative (ISP2)
Exons: 1
Coding region: 103-687 (194 amino acids)
Molecular function (GO): serine-type endopeptidase inhibitor activity
Source: RefSeq, a predicted model, not a curated record
GAGACUGCUUUGAGUCACCGUCUUCCAUCUUUGCUGUCUUCUUCCAUUGAAGAUCGCCGCGCCUCGGUGCGGAACUCCACGCUCCUCUAUCCGCUCCUCGCGAUGAGCCUCAUGCGCCGUGCCCCUCCUCUUCUCAUCACCCUCCUCUGCAUCGCUCUCCCCACCAGUGGACUGAAUUUUUCCAAGCACAUCCAAAACGCUUUUGCCUCCCUCUUCAGCCGUCGUCCAAAGGAAACCAUGGCCGAUCCUGCGCAGCGACUGAAGGACCUGAAGGCUCCCUACCCGGAGCCGCGGCCGGAUCAGCGCCGCUACGUCAUUUUCCUCGAGCCCAAAGGCGACCAGGAGGAACUGGACAACUACAAGGUGGAGCUGAUGCCCGGUCGCGUGGAGAGCGUCGACGGAGCGAACCAUCACCGCGUCGGCGGCAACGUCGAGGAGAAGACGAUCGAGGGCUGGGGCUACAACUACUACGAGGUCACGAUGUUUGCGACGGCGAGCACGUUGAUGAUGCCGCUGGGCGCCGCCGCGGAGCUGCAGCCGCGCUUUGUACGCAUGUACGUGGACCAGCUCUACCGCUAUAACAGCAAGCUACCUAUUGUCGUGUAUAUGCCGAAGAACAGCGAGCUGCGCUACCGCAUUUGGACGGCCACCGGCGCCAGCGAGGGCGUCCCUGCACCGGAACUGUAA